UUGUGAAAAGCUCAUCGGAACGGUACAUUAAUAAUUGGGUCGCACUCGGAAAACCUUACCUUCCGAGGUAUGGCAAACUUUCUCAAUGAUAACGAACAGACGGUCUUGCUGGCAGCACAGAGCCGUGCCGGCGAAACUUUUCCGUGAGUGAGCUGCUAGAGUGAAUUGCCAAUAGUACAGCGUCUACAUACGGUACGGGUGGUUGCAUGCGUCACGUGGACAAAGCGCACGUGCUCGAAAUGGUCCAGUAAACAAACAUCUCCCGAAAAAAAAAAAGAAAAACAAACAAACCACCUCAGAGGCCAAGUUCAUUAGCAAAGGCAGAUUACACUUUCAAUUGUCAGAAUUCGAACACCAAAUCAACUGAUCAUCGUGUCAUCUAACAAUAAAUACAAUGGCACCGCCUGAAACUGGUUCUAGUGUCGAUCCAACGACGGCAGAAGCGACGGAAUCCCUUGCAGCGUCCAAGACUACUGCUCAGCCUAGUGCAACAAACUUAGACUCUGGUCCUGUGCAAGCUUACGCUAAACUGGAAGGAGAUGAGUUUUGUUAUUAUAUAAGAACUUUACAAGUCACCUUGGGCCGAAAAGGAUCAAAAAACGAAAAUGUAGACAUACCGCUUGGAGCUACAAAGUCAGUCUCUAGACAACAUGCUCGUUUGUUUUACAACUUUACGACACAGCGAUUUGAAAUGAUGGUUUUCGGAAAAAAUGGAGCCUUCGUGAACGAGCACUUUGUUGAAAAAGGUGUUACAGUUCCCCUGGAAAAUAGAACCAAGAUUCAAAUCGGUGAAGUGGCAUUUCUAUUCCUACUACCUCGAAUGGAUCUGGAAGAGCCACCACAAACAGAAAGUAUGGGUUAUAUAGCCACGCCACAGCAGCUUGAAAACAAAACUUUCGGUCAAAAGAAUACAGCGAACGGAGCUGAUGCUGCUGCCAAAGAGGAUAGUGUGGCAUCGGACGAGAUGAAUGAUGUUGACAGUCAAUACAACAACAAGGACACAAAACCGCCGUAUUCGUAUGCAUCACUAAUUGCACAAGCCAUCAACUCAACCGUCUCCAAGAAAAUGACGUUGAAUGGAAUAUACAAUUAUAUAACAACACAUUAUCCCUAUUAUCAGAUGGCACAGAAUGGCUGGCAGAACUCUAUACGACAUAAUCUAUCGCUCAACAAAGCGUUUGUCAAAGUUCCUCGUGGGGAUAGCGAGCCCGGAAAGGGAGCAUUCUGGACCAUAGAUUCUGCAGCAGAGAGUCAGUUUACCAAUGGAGUUUAUAAACGUAAUCGAAGAACGGGUUCUAAAACGCCAACACCGACAAGCUAUGAUACGAAUCCUUCCAAGAGAAAGAUCAAGAGGGAGGAUACGGAGAGUGAAGACCAACCUGCCCCCAAGAAGGCGCAGACCGAAGCCUCAGUGCCCACACCCCCUUCAUCGGCAAAUACAACCGCUACCACCAGCACAACCACUACAAAGGCAGCUCCUGCUCCUUCCACUACUGCUAGCAGUACGACUACAAAAGCACCAGCUGCAUCCAACACAUCAACACCGGCCGUCAGCGUUACUUCAGCAUACCCAACUCCACAGAGUAUCCAGGCACAGUUGCAAGUCCAAUUACAAAAUACCAUUCGUCAACACUUGCUGGAUCCUGUACGGCAUCCUUUACCGGCAUCAAUUGCCCAGCUUCUUCCUCAGGCUAUUGCACAGUUACCACCACAACUGGCAAGUCAGCUAUCAGCGACAUUACAGUCGGCGCUUCGUCAAGGGGCUGCUGCUAAUAAUGCUAACAAAGCCACUAACAGUGCGACCACCACAAAUGCAACUACUCUGGCCAAAGCAAACACAACUUCUGCAACCACAGCGACCGUUACUUCUGAAACUGCCAAGUCCAAUAGUCCUACUGCUACCGCACCGAAAUCAUCGACAAAUAAUACUUCCACUUUGGAGAAAGCUCCCAGCACCACAAACGCCUCUUCAUCCCCUGCUCCUGUCAAUUCAACGACAUCAUCUCCUGUACAGCCAUCAGCCUCACCGAAAGCCGCGGAACCCGCAUCCGAGGUUAAAGAAGAGGCCGAAUAAGUGUACAAAAG
Messenger RNA from Umbelopsis ramanniana AG, 2085 nucleotides. RefSeq lists its product as uncharacterized. The transcript is spliced from 3 exons. The record is from RefSeq and is a predicted model, not a curated record. Gene Ontology annotation, molecular function: DNA-binding transcription factor activity, RNA polymerase II-specific; RNA polymerase II cis-regulatory region sequence-specific DNA binding; protein binding. NCBI's taxonomy places the organism in Eukaryota, Fungi, Mucoromycota, Umbelopsidomycetes, Umbelopsidales, Umbelopsidaceae. Bases 395 to 2074 code for a protein of 559 amino acids. Gene Ontology annotation, biological process: regulation of transcription by RNA polymerase II.